GUUUCCGUCCAUACUACUGUAAGUGUGACACCGACCUUAUUGUUUUGCUUCUUCUACUCGUGCCGACCGGCUCCACUGCUGAUGACAAAAUAACAUGAAUCUUAUGAUCGAUAAUUAACCCAACUCGAUGUUUCCCCUGCUGAUUAUUAUUGACGAUAAACCGUUUUUCAUUGAUGAGCGGCAGUGAGGCAGAGGCUAAUUGGGACAGAACGUCACUGUUCAAAUCUACCGGAAGGAAACGUGAGUUGCUUUGCCAAUGUUAGCAACAUUAUUCUAUUACAUACAUUGGCAAGCUAGAUCAAUGCGAGUAAACAGACACAUGGCUAAGUUAGCAACUCUUCUUUCUGAAAGCCUCGUCUCGUGCAUUGAGCUAUGGAAUAACUAGUGGGGGGCGUCCCUAUAGUCUAAAGAGGCUUCCUCACAUUGGGAGCAUCUCAAUUGUAUUUCCUUGAUACCCCGAGUGUCCCUCUUCUUCUCUUCUCAAAGCACAUUGGAGCAGAAGAUCUGAGGAUCCUGACUACUUCAUUCCAGUGUUCUUUCAAAACGGCCUCUCAGGAAAUGCUUUUGAGAGGGUUUGAGAGCAAUGGCUGUCUUCUGCGCUGACCUGACAAACAUCAGGACGGACACCAAAAUAUAGCUUUGGUGCAAUAUUCAGAGCAACACAACAACAACAGCCAUCAUCGAAGCAGCGUUACCCAUAGAGAGCAAGGGGAACAACUACAAGAAGGCUCAGAAGUGAUGACGUCAUCAGAAGGUGGGGAGGCAGUGCUUCUGGUUGGAGAGGGGAACUUCUCGUUCUCUGCCGCUCUGAGCCGGAUCGUCGCCACGGAGACAAAUGACAUCACCUCGGGGACCGAUGACAUCACCAGGGAGACCGAUAACAUAGCCGGUGGGAGGGGUUUGAGGAUCACAGCCACCUGUCUCCAGACCAAAGAGGAGGCGCUACGACACCACGGCUCCGCCCACAACAUACACACAAUCACACACUCAGGUGGGGAGGUGCUGUUUGAGGUGGAUUGUACGCGUCUGUCAGAGUGUGUGUGUCUGCGUGGUCGACAGUUUGACCGCGUCAUCUUUAACUUCCCUCACUGCGGUCGGAAGAGUGGUGUGAAGAAGAACAGGCUGCUGCUCAAACACUUUUUCCUCAGCUGUGUGGGGGUGCUGAAGGAGGAAGGGGAGGUGCUUGUGUCUCUGUGCAACGGGCAGGGCGGGACUCCAGCCGACCGGCCAAUGAGAGAGUGGCACAACAGCUGGCAGGUGGUCGCCAUGGCAGCAGAGGCAGGGCUUAUCCUGAACGAGGUCCGCUCCUUCGAUGGCGAGAAACCUGACAGUUACCAAUCCACCGGGUACAGGAGCCAGGAUAAGAGUUUCCAUGCAGAGCAGGGCGUGACUCAUGUGUUCAGUCGUAGUGUGGCCUGCAGCGCCCCCAGAGGAAGGACAUGAAGCAGCACAUUCUGGGAGGACGACCAUUGACCUACCACAUACCUGCUGAACUUUCACAUUACAUACACAGGGGUUUUCUCUCGAAUUCUAAUCAUCCCGUCAGGCUGGUUCAGGACUUUCUGGUUCAGGCCCUGGAGAGGGAAUGGCCUGUCUCCAUGGUUACAGAGCACCUCCCCCUGCUCAUACACUCCUCCCCCCAGAGACU
Molecule: messenger RNA, 1648 nt
Organism: Oncorhynchus tshawytscha (Chinook salmon)
Lineage: Eukaryota; Metazoa; Chordata; Actinopteri; Salmoniformes; Salmonidae
Gene: fdxacb1
Product: ferredoxin-fold anticodon binding domain containing 1
Exons: 7
Coding region: 739-1443 (234 amino acids)
Biological process (GO): rRNA base methylation
Cellular component (GO): cytoplasm
Molecular function (GO): rRNA (uridine-N3-)-methyltransferase activity
Source: RefSeq, a predicted model, not a curated record